AUGUUAUCAAAUUUUUUUGGCUUUAUUUUUCUGGUUUUUAACGUUAUUGCAAAGGAAUCAACCACCUUGAAGGACUUUUACGCCAUUCAAACAAAUGAAUUGCCGAAAUCUUCGUGUCACGAAAUUUCUAAAAUUCAAAUUGAAAGCAGAUGUCUUGGAACAUGCGUAAACAGAAUGGAUAAAAUAGUAAUGAUCAGCCAUGAUGAUUCUACAGGAACCUGUAUGUGUUGCAACAAUUUCACUGGAAGUGAUAUACUUGGUCAAAAUUGGAAAUCAUAUGCCCGUCGUACAUUGCCCUGUGCUAACGGUUAUGUGAGUUACGAAGUGAUGUCAUACCAAACAUGUUUGAAGUAUUUCCCAGUACCAGUCACAUAUGAAUCAGCUAGAGCCCUUUGUCAGGCGGACGGUGCCAAUCUUAUUAAGAUUGAUUCCCAAGAAAAGUUCGACGUAUUCAAAGACUACCAUGUUCCGAUUGCCAACAAUACACUCAUACAAGUGUGGAUAGAAUCAAUAAAGGUUGAUGGUCAGUGGCAGUUUCAUGACGGUUCUCCAAUGCCAAAUGUAUGUGAUAUCAACAUGAGCGGAGGAUCGGAAGAAAUACAUGUCCGAGCCCGUGUCCAUGGUAGUACAGACCUUUACUACCAAGAUGGUUUGAACGCAGAUUUAUUUCAUUAUUCUUGCGAGUACAAUCCAUAGUCAACCAUCUACAUGACCACAAGAACACAGUUCGAUAGUUAAUCGCCCACGACUGCCAUAAGAACGACACAUUGGAAUUUAAAUGUUCCCCCAGUCAGAAAACAACGUAUCAGACCCUCUGUUUGUCUGACUCUCUUAUACGAAAAUAUUUAGCUUUUGUUGUUCAAUCAUUAAAUCGUUGUUUUGAGACAUUUUUAUCAAAUAAAAGUA
Molecule: messenger RNA, 906 nt
Organism: Magallana angulata
Lineage: Eukaryota; Metazoa; Mollusca; Bivalvia; Ostreida; Ostreidae
Exons: 3
Coding region: 1-696 (231 amino acids)
Source: RefSeq, a predicted model, not a curated record